Molecule: messenger RNA, 1496 nt
Organism: Sphaeramia orbicularis (orbiculate cardinalfish)
Lineage: Eukaryota; Metazoa; Chordata; Actinopteri; Kurtiformes; Apogonidae
Gene: pemt
Product: phosphatidylethanolamine N-methyltransferase
Exons: 7
Coding region: 237-941 (234 amino acids)
Biological process (GO): phosphatidylcholine biosynthetic process
Molecular function (GO): phosphatidylethanolamine N-methyltransferase activity
Source: RefSeq, a predicted model, not a curated record
GUGGAAAAAAAAAAAAAAAAGGUCUGUUUGUGGACAGUGUCUGUUCAAUGGAAGUGACCUAGAGCUCACACUACAUUACCCACAAAGCCUUGCGCGGGGUUAAAGGUUAUCUGCACCUAAGCUAGUUUUCCACGGACAACCCACCGGCCCUUUUAUUGAUCAGAGUAAAGGUCACCGGUGGUGUCAGACCCACGGAUGAGUGCACACAGUCCACCGUGGAUCAGCCACCACACCGUAUGAGCCACGACAGGAAAACUACCGGUACCGGACACGCACUGCUCGCGCCCGUGGAGUGCUGCGGGGGUUUCAACAACCUGGACUACACACAGGUGGAUUUAACGCCAAUGGAGGGACUUUUUAGACUUGUCGACUUUUAUGACCAAAGCUUCUGUGUCGCUGUGAUCACCAUCAUCUUCAGUCCUCUCUUCUGGAAUGUGGUGGCGCGAUGGGAACACCGUACACGGAGCCUGUCCAGACUGAUGGGCAGCCCCCACCUGGCCUGUUACUGCCUGGGCUUCAUCAUCCUUCUGCUCAACGUCUACCGCAGCCACAGUAUGACGCUGGCGAUGAGAGCACAGGUGAAGUGGGAGGUGAUGGAUCGGACGGAGUUCUUCUACUGUGGCGUCGUUCUGCUGAUGUUGGGAACUCUGCUCGUGGUCACCAGCUUCCUGGCUCUUGGAUUUACUGGAACCUUCUUAGGUGAUUACUUCGGUAUUCUGAUGGAUGAGAAGGUGACAGGCUUUCCUUUCAACAUCAUAGAAAACCCGAUGUACUGGGGCAGCACCGCGAACUACCUGGGCCUGGCGCUCAUUGGGUCCAGUCCUGUUGGUCUGGUUCUGACGGCAGUGGUAGCGCUGGUCUAUAAAGUGGCCAUUCACUUUGAAGGACCGUUCACUGAGCAGAUCUACAAAGACAGGAGUCAACACCGCAAACAGCACUGAGCGCCUCCGGAAGGUUCCUGCUCUGACACAUGGACCCAACGGCCAACGCCGUGCAGCUCCACUCACGUUUUAGGAAGUGUUUUGCAGAAAUUUGAAUUAAUCCAGAAACUGUGUGUAAUCCAAAUAUGACCCACAUGGACGGAGGAUGACGAGGAACAGUUUGAUAGUGUUCAUGUUUUCUUCAUAAUAAACUUUGUAUUUCUGCACUUUUAUGAACAUCUGCAUGGUCAGUGAAUUUCAUGGAUGAAAAUGACUGGUCCGGCCCACUUCAGAUCAAACUGGGCUGAAUGUGGAACCUGAACUAAAAUGACUUCCAUACUCCUUUGUUACAGCUAUUUUUGUGAUGACAUCCAAAUGAGUUUUCUCAACAUGUAACCUUUCCUGAUCACCUUUUAUUAUGAAAUUACUGAGUGAAAUUCCAGUGAAAAUCAGUCCUUUUCAUCCAUUAAAUUCACUGACCGUGCAGAUCACAGGUGUCAAACAUGCGGCCCGGGGCCCAAAUCCGGCCCUCCAAAGGGUCCAAGUCCGGCCCUUGGGAUGAAUUUAUGAAAUGCA